AUGGCUGGGCCUGAGAAUGCCAUGAAGUACAAGAUCCUAAUUUACCUUGCAGGACCAGCUUCUGCUGAGGUAAUUGCUGAUAUCGCUCUGUGCCCCUGUGAAGCUGUCAAGGUCUGUGUGCAGACACAGCCUGGAUUUGCUCGUGGGUUGAGUGAUGGGCUUCCCAAGUUCAUCAAAGCUAAGGGUGCUGCUGGGCUUUACAAGGGACUUGUUCCUCUUUGGGGUUGCCUGAUUCCUUAUAAGUGCUUUCUCUCAUCAUUCUGUUAUAGUCUUUUAAUUUGA
Messenger RNA from Triticum turgidum subsp. durum (durum wheat), 282 nucleotides. Lineage: Eukaryota; Viridiplantae; Streptophyta; Magnoliopsida; Poales; Poaceae. The record is from the annotation of a GenBank genome assembly.